Molecule: messenger RNA, 393 nt
Organism: Candidula unifasciata
Lineage: Eukaryota; Metazoa; Mollusca; Gastropoda; Stylommatophora; Geomitridae
Source: the annotation of a GenBank genome assembly
AUGUCUACUCAAACGUUUUUGGAGAAAUGCAGAGCCAUCUUCCAACAAGCCAAUGGAGGUCAGCCUCUUACUGUUGGUUCCUUAGCUGCGGAAAUGUUUCUUGAGAUCGACAAGAACCAGGACAGAUUGAUUUCAUGGGAGGAGUUUGAGAAGGCUUUGCUUGCAAAGGAUCCGAAGGAAGUCACGCGAGCUGAGCUGGAAGAAGUAUUCAAAUCCGUCGACAAAGAUGGAAGUGGCAAACUGAAUAAAAACGAAGUCAAGCGACUGUGUCAGGAAAGCGGUCUGAAACUUUCAGAUGAGCGUCUGGAUGAGCUUAUCAAUGAAGCUGACCACAACAACGAUGGGGAGAUCGGUUAUGAAGAGUUUCUGCAGACCUGGUUCAAUUCCAGUUAA